Messenger RNA from Amaranthus tricolor (Joseph's coat), 1860 nucleotides. Its product is annotated as probable E3 ubiquitin-protein ligase ARI8. Lineage: Eukaryota; Viridiplantae; Streptophyta; Magnoliopsida; Caryophyllales; Amaranthaceae. Gene Ontology annotation, molecular function: ubiquitin protein ligase activity; ubiquitin conjugating enzyme binding; zinc ion binding. The record is from RefSeq and is a predicted model, not a curated record. Gene Ontology annotation, biological process: positive regulation of proteasomal ubiquitin-dependent protein catabolic process; ubiquitin-dependent protein catabolic process; protein polyubiquitination. The transcript has 16 exons. Gene Ontology annotation, cellular component: ubiquitin ligase complex; cytoplasm. Bases 1 to 1860 code for a protein of 619 amino acids.
AUGGGAGACAAAAACAAAUCAAUUGAAGAAAAUAAAUCACAAGAUUUAGAUGACAUAUUAUUCUAUACUAGCUCAACUUCUAGUUCAUCAAGCUCUAGAGAUUAUAGUGAUGUUGGGAUUCUUAGCGAUGUGGAAACCCUUCAAAACAUUCCUCUUGAACCACUUACUAAGGGAAAGCCCUACAAGGUUCUCACUGAAGAAAAUAUUCGGAAAUAUCAAGAAGCUGAUAUAAAAAACAUAUCAGAGAUUCUUAACAUUACACAAGCUGAAGCAGCAUUAGUCCUUGUUCAUUGUAACUGGAACGUUAGUAUAAUUCCUGAUAGAUGGUUUAACGAGGGAACAAAUUUAAGACAUAACAUUGGUCUAUCGGAAAUUCCCUUCAUGGAAUUUACUUUCAAUGCUAAACAAGUAAUAUUAGAAGCCAGCGUGACAAGAGGUCACGGAUUCAAAUCUCAACUAUCAUGUGGAAAAUUUAGCGCCGGAUAUGAGGAGCGUCUGUGUUGCAUUCACACUUCACGCUCAAUGGGCUCUCGUGUAAAUUGUGGAAUGUGUGCAAAAGAAUUUCCUGAGGAGUUGAUACCUGCUCCUCGUUGUGGACACACAUUUUGUAUCAAUUGUUGGGCAGGUUAUAUAGGGACAAGCGUCAAUAUGGGGAUGAAAUGCUUAGUGUUACGAUGUCCUGUACUUAAAUGCAAUUCUGCUGUGGACAAAGACAUGAUUCAUAUGCUGGCUUCUAACGCUGAUAGAGAUUUAUAUGACAAUUACCUUAUGAGAUCUUACAUUGAGUGUAACUUUAAGGCUAAAUGGUGUCCUGGCCCAAGUUGUACUUGUGCUGUGAUUCUUGAAGACGGAAAUAGUUACUCCAAGGUUACUUGUGAGUGUGGUUAUAGCUUCUGCUGGAAGUGUACAAAGGAACCACAUCAGCCAGUAAACUGCAUUGCUGCUAAUAACUGGAUAAUGGAAAGCCACAAACAGUCUCAAAACAUGGCAAUCGUUGAGACCAAAUGUUGUCCGAGCUGUGGGUAUUCGUUUGAGGUAAAUGAUCGAUACAAACGAGUGGAAUGUGGUUCGUGUAAUCAUCAAUUUUGCAGGAUGUGCCUUUCUUCUUGGCUGGAGCAAGGCUUCUGGGAGGCAGACCAGUUUACACAUAUUUGCACUAAUGGGAAAGGAAAACAAGUUAUUAAUUUCGAUGAUGAGGAACAAAAGAAACGAGCUGAGGAAUUCAUUAAGAAAUAUCAAAACUUUCACACUCGAUGGAUGAACUAUGAUAUGGGUCUGCAAGCAGCUUAUGAGGAAAUUCAACACCUGAAAAAUGGCCUGCUGCUGAGAGCAGUAGCUGACAAACAAGGCAUAGAUAAAACAGAAAUGAGCUUUGUUACCGAUGCUUGGGAGCAGAUUGUAGAUUGCAAGAGGUUCUUCAAGUGGGCAUGUGUUUUUGAGUUCUAUUUAACGGAUUCUGAUAAUCCCAGAUUAUAUCUCUACCAUUAUUUGCUAACUCAAUUCAACACUUAUUUUGCAGGAAGAGGUGAAGUUGUACUAGAAAGACUUUACCAGCAAGCAGGGAACUUAUCUAUAUACUCUAUUAUGGAACAAAAUUCACCUCAGUUCUUGAAUUUUCGACAUGUUCUUCUUCAAAAGAUAAGUGUGGCUUGCAACUUCUUUAAGAACAUGGUGUGGGCUUUAGAAAACAAGCACUCUGAUUUGAACACACUUCGCCAAGAUCUGCACUUUAGGCUGCUUGAAAGUGGGCCUGCAACUCCAACUGAAGAUAAUAAUGAACACAAAGAAAAUCCAUGGAUUUGUGCUCAUUGCCAUUUCCCUAAUGAUGGUAGUACCAUUUGUGUUAUGUGCUAUUACUAA